Morus notabilis is the source of this 2980-nucleotide messenger RNA. Its product is annotated as G-type lectin S-receptor-like serine/threonine-protein kinase SD2-2. Lineage: Eukaryota; Viridiplantae; Streptophyta; Magnoliopsida; Rosales; Moraceae. Gene Ontology annotation, molecular function: ATP binding; protein serine/threonine kinase activity. The record is from RefSeq and is a predicted model, not a curated record. Gene Ontology annotation, biological process: protein phosphorylation; recognition of pollen.
GAAUAUCUUCUCUCUCUUACAAGUGUGCUUUUAUUCAUUCUUACUUCGAAACAUUCACAUAUAAUUCUCCGGGAAAGUAAUUUCCCGGCAUCCAAACACUUCAAACAACCCCGACGAAAAUGUCACCACCGCCACAAGUUUCCGCCAUUACUUUUCUUCUUCUACUUUCGACUCUUACGGUAAUGUCGUCAAAAGCCAAUUCCCAACCUCCCCAAAGAGAACGCCAUCUUCCCAAUUCUUCGGGAUUUUCCUUUUCAUCGAAAAGAAGCCUUUUCCAGGACGACGAGUUGCUGUCUACGAAGGUCUUAAUCCGUGGAAACUCGACGAUCUCGAGCGAAAACAACACCUUCGACCUCGGAUUCUUCUCUCCGAACGGCAAAGAUUGCUUCUUGGGAAUCUGGUACUCGUCGAUUUCUCCGCCGACCUACAUUUGGGUUGCGAACCGCGAGAGGCCGAUCAGGAACAACAACGGUACGGAUUAUUCUUCACCAACCCUAGAAAUCACGGCCACCGGACGAUUGGCGGUCAAGGACUCCGGUAAUUCGAUCGUGUGGCAGAGCGCGAACGUCGAUGUCGCGACGGAGCUGGUCCUCUUCGAGAGCGGAAACCUGGCUCUGCUAAACCCUAAGGGAACUGUCUUGUGGCAGAGCUUCGACUAUCCGACGGACACGUGGCUUUCCGGGAUGAAUCUCACGACUUCCAAGGGGUUGACCAGCUGGCGAAGCUCGUCGGACCCCUCGCCGGGGUUUUAUUCCCUGCAGCUGAGACCAGACUACGGCGAAUUCGACCUCGUCUUCAACAACACUGAGGCUUAUUGGAGCACCGGAAACUGGACCGGCGAGGCUUUCGCCAAUGUGCCGGAGAUGAUGGUUCCGUACAUCUACCGCUUCCAUUUCGACGACCCGUUCAAGCCAACGGCGUCGUUUGGGUUCACCGAGAUCGUUGGGUUCCCCGAAAAGCCAGUCGACAACGGCUUGGGCCUGCCAUUGACCCGGUUCCAGAUGGACUAUUCGGGUCAGCUCCGGCAGUACACGUGGUCGGAGCAGACGGAGAAUUGGAACAGGUUCUGGUUUCAGCCCGAUAACACGUGUCGGGUUCUCGGCUCGUGCGGGAAAUUUGGGCUCUGUGCCAAUGCUAGCGAGAGAUCUUGUGAGUGUGUCUCUGGGUUUGAGCCUGUUAAUUUGUUGAGUUGGGAAUCUGGGGAUUUCUCAGAUGGUUGUCGUCGUUUGGAUGAUGAUGAUGUCGUUUGUGGAAAGAGGGACGAUGGGUUUGAGGAGGUUGGUGGUUUUAUGAGGUUUGCGGGUGAGAAAGUUGAGCGUUUUAACUUUAGUUUGGAUGCUUGUGAAAGGGCUUGCUUGGAAAGUUGUGCUUGUGUUGGUUUGUACCAUAAUGGGAAGUCUAAUUUGUGUGAACUCUUAUUUGGGUCGCUCUUAAAUUUGAGGAAUUUGAGUUCUGAUGGCUCAGGUGCGGAUUUGAUCUACGUGAGGGUGCCAAAAGGAGGGGUUUCGAAUAAGAAGAAGAGGAAGGCUUUGAAUUCUUUAGUUUUGGCUGCUAGCAUUGUUGGGUCGAUUGCGGUUUUGGGGUUUUUGGUUUUGCUUGUUUUGUUUCUUGUGAGGAGACGACGGAGGAGGGCUGUGGAAGAAGAUGGUGCCUUACCAAUUUUGACUUUGAAGGUGUUUACCUACAAAGAGCUCCACCAGGUGACACGUGGCUUCUCAGAGAAACUCGGCCAUGGCGGCUUCGGAGCAGUUUUCCGAGGGAAGUUGUCGGAUUCUACUCUUGUAGCUGUGAAACGGCUUGAGAGACCUGGCACCGGAGAGAAAGAGUUCAGGGCUGAGGUGUGCACAAUUGGGAACAUUCAACAUGUCAAUCUUGUGAGGCUAAGAGGGUUCUGCUCGGAAGAUUCUCAUAGACUGUUGGUUUAUGAGUACAUGCCUAAUGGCGCUCUGAGUCUUUACCUGCGCAAAGAGGGUCCAAACUUGAGCUGGGACAUGAGAUUUGGAGUUGCAAUUGGUACUGCAAGAGGCAUUGCGUAUUUACACGAAGAGUGUAGAGAUUGCAUCAUUCAUUGUGAUAUCAAACCCGAGAACAUUUUGAUCGACAGUGAUUACACACCGAAACUGUCAGAUUUCGGGUUGGCAAAGCUACUUGGCAGGGAUUUCAGCAGGGUUUUAGCCACAAUGAGGGGUACAUGGGGGUACGUUGCCCCGGAGUGGAUAUCAGGCGUGGCGAUCACUACUAAGGCUGACGUUUAUAGCUAUGGAAUGACAUUGAUUGAACUAAUUGGUGGCCGCAGAAAUGUGGAAGCGCCGCCAUCUGCCAGUGGGGGCAGAGAGGGAGGUGCUGUGCCAGAGAAGUGGUUCUUUCCUCCGUGGGCGGCAAGGCAGAUAAUUGAGGGCAAUAUAGCUGCGGUGAUCGAUCAUAGGCUCGGUAGUGGUUAUAAUGUUGAGGAGGCGCAGCGUGUUGCUCUGGUGGCCGUGUGGUGCAUACAGGACGACGAGGCGGUGAGGCCUACAAUGGGAAUGGUAGUGAAGAUGUUGGAAGGAGUUGUGGAAGUGACAGUUCCUCCGGCACCGAAAUUGCUGCAAGCUCUGGUUUCCGGGGAGUCUUUUCAUGGUGUUAAGGUUGAUUCUACUGGAUUGUCCCCGAAUAAUCAAAGACUAUCCAAUGCUGGCUCAGAAUCAUCUCUUGGUAAUGCUUCUUCCCCAGUAAAUGAUGUGAAUGAUACACAGCCAAGUUCAUUUGUAGGCCAACGGUAAAUUGCACAUACAAUCCGGUAGUUUUUAUUUUCAGACAUUUUCCCCCCAAAAGAAGGAGUUUUGUUCUAGUAAAAAUGAAAUAUAGUAAGGGUGAUUUCUUGUAAAAUAUCUAGUGAUGCAAAGUUGGUUGAUGGUACCUGUGGAAUUUUGCCGCAUUGAAAGGAAGAACUUUUUACGCAUCCAAACGUUGAUCUCAUUCUUUUGAUUUGUUCUAAAUUUCU